AGAGGAGAGGUUUCCGUCUCAUUUCUUCUUUUGUUUCUCUCUCUCUAGGUUUCUCUCCUCUCCUCUCCUCUCCUCGGCGUUCUAUCUCAAGAGAUGAAAUUUGUUUUGUUCUUUUGUGUUGAGAGUGCAUCGGAGAGCAGCACCGAUGGAGAAUGAGUAGAAGGUGAAUAGUGUUUCUAUCGAGAUGGAUCGCGACGCGGUGGAGGCGGCGGCUGAAUCUCAGAGCCUUUGAGACGUAAGAGAUAGAGUUUCUGGUUUAUUGUUUGUUCUAAUCGAUUUACCAAAUCGAAAAGUCAUAUCUUUUGAUUUUGAUGCUGAUGUUGGGAUCUUUAACUACUUAUUCAUAAGCAUUUACCAAAUCGAAAAGUCAUAUCUUUUAAACUGUUUUGAGCAAUUGGAGUUUGUGUUCAGUGGUUGCAAUGCUUUGGCUCAGGCUUAUCAAUCUGUAUGAGGACACCUGAUUGUUGGGUUGUAAUGGUUUAGUUUUAUUGACAAGUUUUCAUCUUGAGUUUCACCGGCAGGAUGAUUAAUACUCAUCAAUAUCGUUUUUGUUUUGUAAAACUGUUUCUGCGAGAUGAAUGUGGUGGCUGGACGAAUGAGAAACACAACUUUGGGAACAAACGAGCUCAUUUUGUGUUCUGUAGUAAAGUCUCUGUUUUUGUUAAAUAUGUCGGCUUUUAAAACAAUGGGAACAAGCGAAGAAAAACCAGCAUCCUCAACACAGGACAUUCCCCCCCACACCGUAUCCAGACUGGUCAAACUCUAUGCAGGCUUAUUAUGGAGGAGGAGGUACUCCGAAUCCGUUUUUCCCAUCAAAGGAUCAGGCUAUCUUUGUGGGUGUCAAGCUUGCGAUUAUACAAAGACUGAAAUCGAAAUGCUCAACCGCACAUACAAGUACUGAUAGGAUUUUUAAACGAGGGGUACUCUCCUCUAUUCCUCAGACAAGAGAUGUUCGUCGAUCUCUUUGGAGACUUCAACACAGAACUGGAGGAGAGUCUCGGGAUGAGCAACCUCCUCGCUAAUCUUCUCGUACUCAAGGUGCCAGUGCACAAUACUCCCCGGCCCUCCAUGCUUAGGGGUCACCUGGAUCGUGAGCAAGAAGCUUUUGUACUCUUUCAUCAGAUCACCUUCUAUAACCCUGAACGUGAUCAAGUUCUUCUCCGGCUCCACUGCCUCGAUCCUCUCCUUUGCCACCUUGGCCUCCCCGUCUGCACCAAUUAUUUAAUACUUUUCAUUUGUUUGACUUUGAGAAUACCUUGAAUGUUAGUUCAAAAUCUUAUUAUAUGUACAUGUAUUCAAGUGAUAGUAUUAUUAAGUAUAUAUAUACAUAUAUUGGUCAUCGCCUCGUGGGUAUAUGAGAUCCACAUAUAGCGGUAAUAUUACUAAAAAAGGGAUUUCUUAAAUUCCUCCUAUUAUUAUAAAGUAAGUGAUAGUAGUUUAAUGGGAGUUCAAAAUCAAUUUACGCUAGACAGAACGCUUUAUAUAUUGCACUACAUGAUAUAGACAGUGGCAUACCGCAUACGUGGUAAAUUAGACUUAAGAAAUUGCGGUUUAAUAAGAAUCCAAUGAUAAUAAGAAAAAAAGUGUAUGAAGUUGACUUGCCAUGAAUGUAGUUCCAGUAGACGAUAGAGCCGACUUUGCCCCAGUCCCCUUCAUGCAGGUCACAACCUUGAAUGUUACCUGGAGAUGCUUUGGAGACGUGAUGCGGUCUUCCUGCAAACAUGUGAUGAAACUUUCCAGCCGAAGCUUUGAUCUCCACUUCUGUCUCAAGCUUUCCGACUAAACUAGACGCCUCAGUUGGUGCCGCCUCAGCCAUUCUUUCUACCUCUGAUAAUUAAUGCUUAUCUCGAGAAAAUAGGGGUUUGAGAGAGGAGUGAGUUCCCCUGUGACCUCUUUAGCCCUAUUUGUAGAGAAAAUGGUUGAGUAUCUGUUGAAGAUGACAGCGUUUGAUCAUUAAACUAAUCUCAUUAUUUGUUGUAUUCCAUGUGAACCUCAUCCCCGUUAUUAUGAUUUAGUAGAUUAUUUUGUUUUAUUUA
This is a messenger RNA of Brassica napus (rape), 2036 nucleotides long. RefSeq lists its product as uncharacterized. The transcript is spliced from 5 exons. NCBI's taxonomy places the organism in Eukaryota, Viridiplantae, Streptophyta, Magnoliopsida, Brassicales, Brassicaceae. The coding region runs from base 575 to 901 and encodes 108 amino acids. The record is from RefSeq and is a predicted model, not a curated record.